AUGGGAAAACUGACAAAGAAGGCAGCAGAGCAAGCUCAGAAGACAGCAAAGAACCAAAACCCUACUCUCAAUCAGUUUGGAUUUGAUGAUGAGGAAGAGAAUUUACCGGAUUCACAGACUUCACCUGAUCCAAGGGAUGAAACACCACUUGCCCCAAAGGUUGGAAGGAAAAGGAGUUUCACCCAAGCAUCCGAGAAUGAGAAGAAUGAUGAUUUUGGGGCAGAAAUGCAGAAAAUGUUAGACAGUUUUGGCGCUGAUGUGAGCAAGACCUUAGUAAGUAAGAGGAAGAGGCUUGAACAGUACACACAAAGUACCAUAAAGACAAGUAACAGGAGGAUUGAAGAUAUCUGGAAGGUGCAGCAAAAUGAAAGACAAAAGUUGAACGUUGAAUACUGCAAACAAGUGGUGAAUGUGUUCAACCAGUGGGAGACUGAUCUGGAGAAAGUCAAAGAUCAAGAAGACAAACUGACAAACCUUCUCCGUCAGCAGCAGAAGUUGUUCCAGCAGACACGAGUUGUCCAGAGUCAGAGGCUUAAGACAAUCAAACAGUUGCAUGAGCAGUACACUAAGAGCCUUGAAGAUUUAGACCAGUGCCACCAGGAUCAGCAGAGCAGUGUUCAGAGUGAGCUGAAGAAGGAGAUGUCAUUGCUACAGAAGAGAAUACUCAUGGAUACGCAACAACAAGAAAUGGCAAAUGUCCGCAAAUCGCUGCAGACUAUGCUGUUUUGAUAAUGAUGCUUGAAACAGACUGUUGACACCGGUGGAGUAACAGGCCUGAGCAGUGAAGAAGACAGAGAUUCACAUCUCCUGCAGAUUGUGACAACCGAAGAUAACAUGACAGUGCAAAGACUGCCACCAAGAUUUGGGAACCACCAAGGAGAUCUC
Messenger RNA from Lineus longissimus, 885 nucleotides. Its product is annotated as synaptonemal complex protein 3-like. The transcript has 7 exons. Gene Ontology annotation, biological process: meiotic cell cycle; spermatid development. Gene Ontology annotation, cellular component: synaptonemal complex. The record is from RefSeq and is a predicted model, not a curated record. NCBI's taxonomy places the organism in Eukaryota, Metazoa, Nemertea, Pilidiophora, Heteronemertea, Lineidae. Bases 1 to 729 code for a protein of 242 amino acids.